This is a messenger RNA of Umbelopsis ramanniana AG, 1453 nucleotides long. RefSeq lists its product as uncharacterized. Gene Ontology annotation, biological process: mitochondrial transmembrane transport. The coding region runs from base 14 to 1138 and encodes 374 amino acids. Lineage: Eukaryota; Fungi; Mucoromycota; Umbelopsidomycetes; Umbelopsidales; Umbelopsidaceae. The transcript has 8 exons. The record is from RefSeq and is a predicted model, not a curated record.
GGUUGGCUUCACCAUGACAGACUCCAUUGAUACGAUUACCGAAGUGGAAAGCAUCGAACAUGACUCCCAGGGAAAAGAGCCUUUUCGAAGGUUCCAACGACACACUGAGGGGCAACAUCAUAAUGAGGAUCGGCGGAUAAUGAGUGAACAAGAUGCUCAAGUUCAAAAGCGCUUGACAUCUUCCUCCGAACGUAUACUGUCAGCCUGUGCUGGAGCGCUUAUGACCUCGCUUCUCGUCACUCCAUUGGAUGUGGUCAAAACUAGACUUCAAAGUCAAGAGAAAUGUGCCACAGGAUCUAUACAUUUUCACCAUAGAUCAGCCGAGAUAGGCAGUAAACAGUUAAAUGGAACGCUGGACGGUCUCUAUAAGAUUAUGCGGUAUGAAGGGGUUCCGUCAUUAUGGAGGGGGUUAUCACCGGCUUUGGCUAUGUCAAUCCCAGCUACAAUUAUAUAUUUUGUCGGAUACGAUGCGGUAAGAGAUACUACCCGUCAGCAGGUUGGAGAAGACUCUUUUCUCUAUCAAUACUCGCCACUCUGGGCAGGAGGCGUUGCACGUACGUUUGCUGCAUUCUUUAUAUCCCCUAUAGAGCUAUUCCGAACCCGCAUGCAAUCAGUGGAAGGUGUGAAAGGCUUUCGGUCUGUCUUCAACGGUGUGCAGGCUAUGGUCCAACAACAUGGCCCUCGAUCUUUAUGGAGAGGCUUGGUUCCAACCAUGUGGCGAGAUGUACCAUUUUCCGCGUUGUACUGGAUGAGUUAUGAGAAGUCAAGAUCUAUAUUGUCUGCGAAUGCGGCUCUGCACCAAGGAGCUAGCCCAGAGGAUGCAUGGAGAGAAUUUAAGCUAUCGUUUGCAUCUGGAGCGAUAUCUGGCAUGGUUGCAGCUAUCUUGACCACACCAUUCGACGUUGUCAAGACGCGCCUUCAAGUCAGUAGUCGAGAAGAGAGGCGCAUGCUUUUCUCCAUAAAGGAAAUCUAUCAUCUUGAAGGCAUACGGGGACUCUUCAGAGGAUGCAUUCCUCGGUUAGCCAAAAUUGCCCCCUCAUGCGCUAUCAUGAUCAGCAGCUAUGAAGUUGGCAAAACAUUCUUUGCACGCAAACGCGCGGAAGAAUUGCAAAACACACUUACCAUCCAACAGACAUAAUACCAAAAAUGUAUCAUAAUUAUUCACGCUUGAGCGCAAGACUGGCGGGUUUUUGUUCGUGUGCACGCUACAUAUACAAAUUUAUCAGUUGACAUUCCCCUUCAACAUACAUUGACGCCGUUUUGUUAAUGUUAUUGAAAUAGAGCAUUUAAAAAAAAGAGUAAAACGUAUGGAAAAAGAAAGGCGGAUGGUGGGGAGAGACGGGAAAAGGUUCACAAAACACAAAAGAAAACAUUGAUGAAAAAAAACACAAGCUGAUACAAACGAGAUGUGUAAUUAAAAAAAAGUUGAGCUACUUGAUAUUCUUCUUGUUCA